AUUUGCCAUGUGUUCAUUCUCUCAUCUCACAAUCACAUCACACAUAUUUUGUUGUUUAAUUAUUAAUUAAAGUUAAUUAUUAAAAUAAUGGAAGUCCUCGUCACGACGGACCACACGCCCUCGUCGAACACAUCCGUCACCAUCUGGAAUCCUUCGACGGGGACGAAACUACUGGCGUUAAAGGGACCUUGCGCCACGACAGGGUCGCUCGUCCUUCUCCGCGACGAAGGCCUCCUCAUCGCCGAGGUGGGAAAACCCUUCGUUCACCUUUGGCAGGUCGGGAGUCCGUUGCAAUCAUCCCGAAGAAUAAUUUGUCCCGUGGGACAGCAAAAAUUAGGUCCAAUGACGGCCUCUCCCGACGGAAAUUAUAUCGUGGUCGCGAUCAGUGAGAAAAUCAAUGUGUGGCAGCCUGCCACCGGCCGUGUCGUUGAGGUCAUCUCGUCCGCACAUUACCGACCCGUCACCGUUCUUCAGUUCACGGACGAUGGAACUUAUCUAAUCAGUGGGGGUGCGGAUGGUAUAGUUUCUGUGUGGAGUUUCCUUAAGCUCGUCUCCUCCGCCGAGACGAAACCAACGUAUUCCUGGUCACACCACACGUUACCAGUGACCUCCCUCCAUGUCGGGUCAGGCGGAAGGAAAGCGACCCUUUUCACCUGUUCGGAAGAUCGCUUCGUUAAGAUUUACUCCCUUUUGACGGGGUCCCUCGUACUCUCUGUCGCUUUUCCACAACCCCUCCACUCAAUCGGGGUGGAUCGUUUGGAAAGGUCGUUUUUUGUGGGGGGAGGCGACGGGACGAUUUAUUUCUUCAACUUGACAAACCCCCCGAGAGGGAUGGAAGCUCAGGUCACGACGAGUGAGGAUGCCGUCUUGAAAAAACAUACGACGAGAGUGACCGCCCUUUCUAUAUCUGCGGAUGAGAAAAAUCUCGCUUCUGGCGACUCAGAAGGGUCCAUUUUCAUCUGGGACUUGGAAAGUCGUCAAGCCAUCAGAACAAUUGGAUCGGCAAGUUCCACUGGGUCGAAAGGGCCCGUCACAAAUAUCGCGUUUUGGCUCAAUGACCCCGAUUCCUUGAAGGGUGGGAGGAGUGGGAAAAAGCCGACCAUUUUCUUCCCCGAUGUUCCCAAGCUUAUCGAAGGGAAUGAGGAUGAUGCCGACGGCGAAGAACUCAUCAAAGUAUGGAACAGAGUUGACCAAGGUGACGAUUCUGAUGACACCAUGACCUCGUCAUCAUCAUUAUAUUCAUCUUCCAGUCGUGGUGGGGACAGCCUCGCGAAAAUCAAUCAGCUUAAAAUGGACUUAGCCCAGGCGAAGGAAACCAACCGGAAGUUGCACGAAUUUUGUGUUACUGAUAUCUUUAAUAGGAUUGAAAAUAGCAAACAUACCGACACCCAGUCCAACAAGAGGAAAAAUAAAAGUAAUAAGAAAUGAAAUUAUGGGUUACAUAAUCAAGUUUAAUAUUUUUAUGCUAAAAAUUAUACCAUAAAACUUUUUAUAAGUUAAAAUAUAUCCGUUAAGACAAAUAA
Folsomia candida is the source of this 1523-nucleotide messenger RNA. Its product is annotated as WD repeat-containing protein 18. The coding region runs from base 88 to 1428 and encodes 446 amino acids. The transcript has 5 exons. The record is from RefSeq and is a predicted model, not a curated record. Gene Ontology annotation, biological process: DNA-templated DNA replication; rRNA processing. NCBI's taxonomy places the organism in Eukaryota, Metazoa, Arthropoda, Collembola, Entomobryomorpha, Isotomidae. Gene Ontology annotation, molecular function: protein binding. Gene Ontology annotation, cellular component: nuclear pre-replicative complex.